Messenger RNA from Musa acuminata AAA Group (dessert banana), 1810 nucleotides. Its product is annotated as transcription factor ABORTED MICROSPORES-like. The record is from RefSeq and is a predicted model, not a curated record. Gene Ontology annotation, cellular component: nucleus. Gene Ontology annotation, biological process: regulation of DNA-templated transcription. NCBI's taxonomy places the organism in Eukaryota, Viridiplantae, Streptophyta, Magnoliopsida, Zingiberales, Musaceae. Gene Ontology annotation, molecular function: protein dimerization activity; DNA-binding transcription factor activity; sequence-specific DNA binding. The transcript has 4 exons. Bases 659 to 1606 code for a protein of 315 amino acids.
AUGGCUCCAGGUGAAGGAUAAAUAAAUGGUGAUGUUUUCUGCAUAAUAGUACUACGAUUCCUGGGAACCAACCAUCUCUCACAUACUUUCAUGGCAAUUCACCUAACCCCAACUGACUCCAAAACAACAAGUAAUCAAGCAAUUUCUUCUGCCUGUCACCACAUCAUCAUGAUCUAUUUUCCUUGUGAAAAUAUUCCACAAAGGUUGGGGCCAUUUCAGACAACACAUGUCGUGCCACAAUGUGGGAUCUCUCUUGUCCCCCACAUGAUGUUGCAGUUACCCAUAGCCAUCAGAUGAUUCUCCAUUCUCCGGUCCUCCUCAGCCUCUCUCCUUUCUCUCGCCAUUUACUUCCGUUAUGACUCUCCCGUCCUCUCAGUACAGUCAAAGAGAGUAGUCAUCGUAUAUGCGAAGAAGGAAGUUUGCCACUGUGGUAUGGAAAUCCUCUCCUGCUACUUUUAGUUACAGUGUCAGCGGAGCAUGCAGCCUUUUCAGACAUAGCACAUCUUUUCCUACACUGACAAACAACUGCUUUCUUGCCACUUGAAGUUUCUUCCUUAAGAACAGGUGAUAUGUAUUACCUCGAUAUUCUCUUUGAUUUAUUAUAUCUGUGAGGAAUGCCUGUGGAAACUGUCUUCGGAGUUCUCGAGAUAGCCAACACAUGUUGGAGCCCUUCAUUUCCGAGUGCAACAGCCCGGCCAUUGACCUGCCCAUGGCCAACAACAAUGGGGACCCAGACAUCACCAUUGCCCAUGAUCUCCGGCCAUGGUUCCCACCACAAGCAACGGCCGCCAGUCCUCCCACCUCCCCAUGGAACCCUUUCUGUGGGCCGAAGAAGGGAGAUUCCUUCUUGGACGCUUCCACCGAUGAGACAGUAGCGUACCUCAACUCCUUACUGACCACCGCCGACGCCGAGCCUUCUUCGCAGCCAUCUGCGGAGCACGAUGAGGAGGAGCCGCCGAAGAGGGAGGCAAGAAGACAGCGUCGUCCCGGUUUGGCCUCCGGGGGAAGCGAAGACGACGAGGAACAAAGGCCUGGCAAGCGGCACCACUCUAAGAACCUCGUGGCCGAGAGGAAGAGGCGGCAGAGGAUCCGGGAUCGGCUCCAUGCCCUGCGGUCCAUGGUUCCAAAGAUCACCAAGAUGGACAAAGCCUCGAUACUGGGAGACGCCAUCGAGUACGUGAAGGAGUUACAGAACCAAGUGAGAGAUCUGCAGGACGGGCUGGAAAAGAACGAGGAGGAGGACGAAGGCAACGUUCCAGUUCCUAAUGGGAUGAUCAACCGAGGCAAGGAGCCAAUGAGCGACGAGGACGACGACGAGCAGCAGCAAAUGGAGCCUCAGGUGGAGGUGAAGCAGCUGACAGCCAACGAGCUCUUUUUGAUGGUGCUGUGUGAGCACAGGCAAGGAGGGUUUGCAAGGUUGAUGGAGGCCAUGAACGCACUAAGCCUGGAAGUAACCAAUGCCAGUGUCACCACAUCGAGAACAGUGGUACUCAACGUCUUCAGAGUUGAGAAAGGGAAUAAUAACUUGGUGGUGCGAGCAGAAGAGGUGAGGGACAUGUUGCUCGAAACGGCGCGAGGCCGCAACGAGGGCCAAUUGCAGAUCUAGACUGCACAAGUGACAGCGGAUGGGGUGAACAGUACCAUCAUCAGCUGCAGCAGCAGCAUGGCCACCGCCAUGGCAGCGAUAGCAGAUGUCGCCAUCCCCCACCGCCACCACCAACUUGGCUUUGACCUCCACCUUCUUCGUGGAAGAUGAUGAAGAUUAAGCUUUUGUUUUGACUCAAUUAUGUUCCUAAGAUGCACAACAACG